AUGCCGAAAGCCUCUCAGGAUGGGGGGGGCACGCAGGUGGAUGUCCCCCCGUCCCAGCUCCCCACAGACGAGGAGAUCACAUACCGCCUCCAGGAAUUGCUGACUGAGGUGGACUUGCAGUCCACCACAGAAAAGAUGCUGCGGCGAAGACUCGAGCAGGAAUUUUCGACGGACCUCUCUAGCAAAAAGGCCCUCCUGCGUGCAGAAGUGGAGGCGUACCUGUCAUCACAGCCGGCCCCCCCGGGGAGCGAAGCGGACGAGGAGCCCACUGCCCGGAGUAAGAGGCCCCGCAACUCCGGCGCGGGGCUGGGCUGCGCGCUUUCCCCAGCAAUGCAGGCCUUCCUGGGCGAGACCAGCCUGCCCCGGCCGCAGGUGGUGAAGCGGCUGUGGGCCUACAUCAAGGAGCACGACCUGCAGGACCCCAAGGACCGGCGCCGCAUCCUGCUGGACGACGCGCUGUCCACCAUCUUCCCCGGCAAGUCGACGGACAUGUUCAAGAUGAACAAGCACCUCAGCCGGCACUGCUUCGUAGAGGACGCGCCCGGGGUGGAGGCCUCCGACGACGACGACGACGACGACGCAGGAGCGGGCUCGUCGAAGGCAACGCCGCGGCGCGUCAGGGCGCGGUCCGAUCCAGGCCGCGCGGCGACGCCGGGCGAGAAGCGGGUCAACGGCUUCACCAAGCCCCUGCGCCUGUCCCCCGCCAUGGCGGCCUGGGUGGGCGCCGGCACCGCCUCGCGCCCGGCCAUCGCCAAGCACAUGUGGGCCUACGUGAAGGAGCACGGCCUGCAGGACCCCGCCAACAAGCAGUUUGUGGUGUCCGACGCCACGCUGCGCGCGCUGACGGGGCAGGACCGCUUCAAGGCCUUCGGGUUUUCGGCCCUGGUCAAGCAGCACAUCCUGGGCUACGAGGACUGA
Molecule: messenger RNA, 918 nt
Organism: Auxenochlorella protothecoides
Lineage: Eukaryota; Viridiplantae; Chlorophyta; Trebouxiophyceae; Chlorellales; Chlorellaceae
Product: Upstream activation factor subunit spp27
Exons: 4
Coding region: 1-918 (305 amino acids)
Cellular component (GO): nucleus
Source: RefSeq, a predicted model, not a curated record